AUGGAGAAUCAGCGCCGCGACGACUCCCCGUCGGGUCUGUCAGACAUCGUCGAGGGCGAUGGCCUUCUGGGCACCGGCUUAACGACUCGUCAUAUCGAGGCAUUCGGACGAAAAGUCACAACAACUGCAGGACACCUGAUGGGACCGGGCGAACCUAAUACCACCCACUUACACAAUGCUAUGAACGACAUCCACCGCGAGCUGCGGCGACCGGCCACGCAGCGCAAGGUGUUCUCCUUAACACAAACAACACCGACCGACCUUGUCCGCUCAAAGCUUUCAACUACCGAGAUCCAGUCCCGUGCCCUUUCCUCCCUUCCGGAUGAUCUUCUCGCCAACAUCCCUGAAGACACCAGCUCCUACUCCCUUUUCGAAGGCUUCCAGGCCUCCAUCCCUGAAGAUGAACAUGAGAAGAAGCGACACCGAAGGCGCACCUCCAAGGGGAAGCUUCUCAAGGAUGUUGAGAGAGGUGGAACCUUGACUGCCGGCCCGGCUGGGUUAAAGGACCAGCGGAAAUCGCUGAGUCGCAAGUUGGAGUUGAUGGGAAUCCGGAAGAACAUGUGUAGCGCGGAGAUCCACGAAAUCGAUAACAAGGUCGCCAACUUACACAAAAUGCGCAAGAUUGUUCUCGAUCGAUUGGCCGGCUUGGAAAUGGACGAGGCGGGUUUGGAGCAACAACUGACGGAUCUAGAUAAUAAAUUGGAAGACUUCCCAGAAGAGGAAUCACAAGAAACACCAGUUGCGACGCCGCGCUCAGACGGCCAGGAUAGUUCUAUUGCAUCGUCGGGAGAUCCAGCGAUGGACGCUUCGUUCAUUAUGGAAUCCUCCGGUCUGGUACGCGAAUCUCAACUGAUAGCAAAUUUAGGGAAACGGUCGAUGCCAAUUCUACAUGAACACUUCGCCCCGGGAUCUUUGAUCAAGGAAAUAGAAGCACACACCGACAUGGUCACAGCUAUUGACUUCGACUAUCCAUUCGGAACUAUGGUCAGCGCUGCACUAGACGAUACUGUGAGAGUUUGGGACAUGAAUGUCGGCCGAUGCUCCGGUUUCUUGGAGGGACACAAUGCCUCGGUUCGCUGCCUACAAGUGGAAGAUAACAUCGUGGCUACGGGGUCUAUGGAUGCCUCCGUCAAGCUGUGGGACCUGAGCCGUGCUCGGCCCGCGACCCGGGACGGGCGCCUCAACAGACACGAGCGUGACCAAGAGGAGGGAGGCUCAGAGCACAACUUCCCAGUACCGCCGUCCUCGAACCUCGAAGACUGUAAUGUGUUCUCGCUAGAGGCACACGUCGACGAGGUUACAGCGCUCCAUUUCAAGGGUGACACCCUAAUCUCAGGAUCUGCAGACAAGACGCUCAGACAAUGGGAUUUAGUCAAAGGACGCUGUGUCCAAACUUUGGACGUUUUGUGGGCGUCCGCCCAGGCAUCGUCGUCCAUGAUGGGUGAUUCUGACUGGCGACCAUCGGGUCGCAUGCCCGACGCUUCGGCUGACUUUAUUGGCGCAGUGCAGUGCUUUGACGCUGCGCUGGCAUGCGGUACAGCAGACGGCAUGGUCCGUCUCUGGGAUUUGCGCAGUGGUCAUGUCCACCGGAGUCUUGUAGGACACACGGGGCCGGUCACGUGUCUCCAAUUUGACGAUGUGCAUCUGGUCACGGGCAGUCUCGAUCGCAGCAUUCGGAUUUGGGAUCUACGUAUGGGAUCUAUUUACGACGCUUAUGCCUAUGACAAGCCAAUCACCGACAUGAUGUUCGAUUCCAAACGUAUCGUGGCCGCUGCCGGAGAGAAUGUGGUCAAGGUCUACGACAAGGCCGAUGGCAACCACUGGGACUGUGGUCCAGGUGUUGGGCUUGACGAUGACGAGUCAUCCCCUGCGACCGUUGAGCGGGUUCGUCUUAAGGAUGGCUACCUUGUGGAGGGACGUAAAGAUGGCACUAUGGCUGCCUGGACGUGCUAG
Penicillium mononematosum is the source of this 1953-nucleotide messenger RNA. RefSeq lists its product as uncharacterized. Gene Ontology annotation, molecular function: ubiquitin-like ligase-substrate adaptor activity; protein binding. The record is from RefSeq and is a predicted model, not a curated record. Gene Ontology annotation, biological process: protein polyubiquitination. Bases 1 to 1953 code for a protein of 650 amino acids. Gene Ontology annotation, cellular component: SCF ubiquitin ligase complex. The transcript has 5 exons. NCBI's taxonomy places the organism in Eukaryota, Fungi, Ascomycota, Eurotiomycetes, Eurotiales, Aspergillaceae.